Messenger RNA from Melitaea cinxia (Glanville fritillary), 1208 nucleotides. RefSeq lists its product as uncharacterized. The record is from RefSeq and is a predicted model, not a curated record. Bases 22 to 765 code for a protein of 247 amino acids. The transcript has 6 exons. Lineage: Eukaryota; Metazoa; Arthropoda; Insecta; Lepidoptera; Nymphalidae.
UCGUACGCAAGUGCGUUCAAGAUGCAUUUUCUAAGAUAUGCAUUUAGUGUCAGUGUAGUAGUGCUUUGUUAUUUACAAAUAGCAAGUUCUGAAAGAGAAGCUGCAGAAAUAAAGAAAAUAUUCUCACAAUGCAAAACUAAGUCACCCGAUUUCGACGCAUGUAUGAAACGUGUCUUCAACAAACUGCGACCUUAUUUCAAAAGAGGAAUCCCAGAAAUGGGCGUAGCGCCUUUCGAUCCUCAUUUUGCGAAAGAAGUAGAACAAGUUCGAUCAAUUUUCGGAAUGAAAUAUAAGCUUACCUUACACGAUGUAUUUGAAAGAGGUUGGACAAAGUCUACAGUUACUAAAUAUAAAACUGACUGGGCUAAUCAGCGUAUAAUCUACUCUCAAUAUUUUCCUGAAAAGUGGUUAGAAGGAAAUUAUGAAUUCAAGGGUGAUAUGUUAGGACUAGCAGUGGAACGCAUCGGCCAUUGGAACCUAACUCUUCGUGACUACUCACAAACUACCCGCAUCAAGCGCAGCGGCAGCGGCGUGGACGUCAAUGUAGAGGUAGACCAUAUCGGCGAUAUGGAGAUACACGUUGGAAACUUGCUUCGAGGCAGAAGCGUCAUGGAACAAAUUCUCGAUCGCAUAAUAAACGCAACAUGGAAGCCAGGCUUCGCAGUGAUCCGUCCGUUAAUCAACGACCUUGUGAGCACAGCCUUCACCGACAUCUGGAGCAAGUCCUUUAAGGACUUCCCAGUACAAGAGUUCAUUCAAGAAUAAGUUAAGAUAUCCUGCGUAAAAAUUGUACCAGAGUCUAAAUAAUUUUAUGUAGCGAUCAAAGAUUUCUUUAAUGGAGAAAAGACCAAAUGUGUGAAAAUUACUAAAGGGCUAUUUCAAAGGUUGCUCAAAAAGUUUAUCAUUAUAAUAAGUCACCGAUUAGUUUUAUCAGCAGGAGAUAAGACCGUCAAGACUCGAUUCAUAAUUGCAACUUUUGGUUCACUAGUUAUAUCUGAUCAUGAAAAACAGCUUUACUGGCAAACACGGAAAUACGAUCUAAAUAAUAUGUCGAAUAAGUUUCAUAGUUUUUUUUCAUAAUUCAUUAAUUGCUGCAUAAUAGUCCGCAUUUGUUUGUAAAAUAGAAUUGUAAAGGUAAAUGAUAAUAAUUUUUAAGUUUCACAAACUAGUCUGUAGAUGUAUAUUAUUGUUAUGAGGGAAAUAAAAGA